UGGAAAUAAACAGAUGAAUUUUCCUCGUGCAGUGGGAGGGAGGACAACUUCUACUGGCUCCGGAUACAACAAUUUGAACGAGAGUUUCACAUCUUCUGGAGGGGCAUUUGGAUUUGCAGCAACAUCCUCCUCGUCUCUCGCGCUUAGCGGCACGCGGGACAACAUCCGGAGGCAAAUGAAGACGAUGCUGAAUUCGAUUUUCGCCCGGUUUCCGCAGCUCUUCGUGGAGUCGGUCUUGCGUAUCUGCCGCGACAAGCAGAGCAUUUUACCGUCUCUCCUCGAAACACUGGCGUCCUUGGAGAAAGCCAAGCCGGAGAUCGUGUUGCGGUGUGUGGCGGUCGCGUUCGAAAAGGAGCUGAGUUGCAGUGUGGGGAGCAACAAGAACAAAACCAGGACUGCUUCUUCGAAAGAAGUUCCCCGGGAAGUCUCAUCUGCGAAGAAUGAUCAUGCCGAUUCUAGUAUAGAAGCGGCAUUCACGACACACAACGAGGAUCCUACGACUUUAACGGGACGACCAACCACUUCCAAUUUGCGAAAUUACCAGCACGGCACUUCGGGCACUAGAGCAAGUACUACUCAAGAUGGCUCUACUAGCUCCCGAGGACCGAACGUCGCGCAAGAGACCACUCCUGUAUCAAGCUGUAUCCCGCCGAACGAGGAAAACUUGCUUCUCUAUUUCCUGUACAGCUACAUGUCGCACUGCAGUCGCGGGCUGUCCUCGCUGGAGAUCCUCUGGAAGAGCGUCGCGCGUAUCGCCACCGCCGCGGUGAAGCAUUCUAAGCAGCCCGUGACGAUGCUAUGGGUGCUGUCCUUGAUCCAGCUGUGCGAUGGGAUUACACAGCGGAACCUCGCCGUGAACGCGAGAAGGAGUAAAACAGGCCGAAAUACGACCAGUAAUGGAAGUGCGUUGCAGCAACCAAUCCUCUACGAGCAGCAAAUUUUCGAUCAGUUGGACAUCCGACGGUUCCGGAAAGACGUCACCGCGCUGGUGGUCUUUCUGAUCGGAUUAGUGGCCAUGGAGCAGCCGACAGAACUGCUGAGUGGCAGUACUAGCAGUAGCUUGAGAAAUAAAGAACAUACAACUUCCGAGGCGCAUCACUUGCUGCACCCGCCACUGCCCCCGCAACUCGAAAUGACGCGUGAGUAUGAUGGUGCGCAGAAGAAGUUCUGGCACCAAAAAACAUUGCAGGCAAGGUCGAGAGUGCAGACACCUGGUGUAUCUUCGACUUCUGGAGCUGGGGUGGAAAUAAAAGACGGAAAGGACCCACGGCAGCAGCUGAACAGCAACAAUAAGAUUCUAAAGACUGCUGGAGCGAGCACGAGCAGUAGCAACCUCGAUAUGCUGAAUAAGCACAAGUCCGUUUCUUGUUUGCCCUGCGCGGGCCCCGGCGGAACCUUCGGUAGUCGAGGGAAUACGAAUUUUGAUCGUUCCCCAGAUGAAGCAGCAACGGUUCAUCCUGUCAAAACUGCAUCAUCAUCAGGCGCUCAUUUGGAUCUCAGCUGGAUGGUACAGCAGCUACAGCAGAAGCAGACUACUCGAGGACCGCAUCAAACCCUAGUCGCAUCUUCUUCCCCCUCCGCACCAUCAGCACCCCCACCUCCCCUUCCCGCUCGUGAUCAACUCGCGAUUUGCAGUUUGCGCUUUCUCAUCGUUUUCCUUUGCGACGUGAACGAAUGCAGCUCGACGCAGACGAGAUUCGGGACCUUGUUUCUGGACGCUUUACUGUACAGCAGCAAAUACUGUAGUUUAGUGCAUUCCGUCACCCACAACGAGCUCCAAUAUUUGAAAAUUGACAAGGGAACGACCAAGCUUUUUCAAGAAGAGUGGGUCUACCUACUGCUAACCUCGGUCGCGAACCUGCCGUUCGAUUUGUACCGGGAGAGCAUUCUGAAGACGAAGUUGAACAAAACGCUCGUGUCCGCAGUGAACAGCCCGAACUUCUUCGCUUUGAACGUUUCUACCGCCCGUAGUUUGCGUUGCUGGGCCGAGAUCGUGGGCGAAUUGCUGUUGUAUUUCCACGCGGAACAGUUGGGGUUUCCAACUGGAAGUGGGGCGGGCGGGACAAGUGGGAGCGUAUCAAAUGCAAGAAUGUCUGGGUCUGGAAGAGUGCAUGUUUGUCAUGCUUGUCUGGCAUGACUCUUAAAUCUGUCAUGCAAGUUACCCAAGAGCUCUAUUCUUCUGUGAUGCAGAAACGCAGUUUGAUUGUCAUGAUGAGUAGGCAACACCUAGAAGCUCAGAAACUUGUCAUGCUGAGCCAGCACCUGUGGCCUCAUCAUGAGACGCCACCCAGCAUCACAAGUUUCCAGACCCAGACACUUUUGCAUUUGAUAGAGCGAGGAAGAACGCGAUGAACAGUGUUACGCGAGAACAAGAACCUCUCGAGGAGCAGGCGUGGAGGAGAAUUGUGGAACAAUCGGGGAGUUGCAGCAAAGGGGAACAGCCAUGGGAUCUAAGCAAAAUUCGUUUUCGUUUUCCUCCGCUUCCCGAGAGCAGCAGCAGCACCUGCAACGAAUAGAAGUCUCGUCAUUCAACAGAAACAACGGCAACAGCGUCGGAUUGCUGAAUGGAGGUACACCAGGACGCAACAUCGGCAACAGGGUUGCAAAGUCACACACGUCUCUGCUCGGCGACAUAGAGGACGACUUUGAAGACAUUAGAACUACUCCGGAAAAUUUUCUUCUCGAAGAUGAAUCACCGGAACAAAUUCUGUCAGCCCAACAUCGGCCGCAAGAAGGACUAAUGCAGCAGUUGCACAGAGUACCCGCAAGGAAAAUCAAGAGCCGGCACCAGAAGCAGCGCGCGGAGGUGUUGGCGAACGACGGGCAGGUGCAGUUGUUGUUUCAGAUCUGUUGGCCCUCGAAAACCUCAUUGCUGCAGUCCGUCGAGCAGGACCGGGCGCAGCGGUUGCAGUUUCUCCGGCGACUCUGCUUCGUUCUGUACGCGGGGGCGGAGAACCAAUUUGCGAGUGAGCUACGGGUAUCAAAUGUAAAAAUGUCUGGGUCUGGAAGAUUUUUAGAUUUGUCAUGCAUAUUUUCCAUGACCCAUGAUGUCUGUGAUGCAUACUGUAGCAUCACAGAUUUUUAGAGCGCUUUGUGAUACCUCUACCGCAUGAGAAAUGCCCUCUCCUCGUAGCACAAACUGGAGUCCUCUUGCUGGUCAUUUUAGUGGUUGAGGGGUAAAUAAGGUCAUGCAAUACAAUUUUUUUCAAAAUCCAGAGACAGCAUUACAAGUUUAGAAUGUUCCAGACCCAGACAUUUUUGCAUUUGAUAACGAGACAUCAUGGACAAACUGUCCGAGUGUCUGCAGACCGUGGCCAAUAGCGACUUGCAGUUGGGCGGUGGUGGGGCUACAGGCGGCGUAGGGAAUCCUCGGAAUUUCUUUAGCAAUACUUCCUACAUGCCUGAGGAACAUGAAUUUAUUUCUGGCGCAUAUAAUUCCUCGUCUUCCACCUACAACGACUACUACGAUGACAACGACGCGGUGCGGACCUGCGUCGGGCCCAGCAACGCCAUCCCCUCGCCGCAAGUGCUGUCGAAAACGGCCCGGUAUUUUUCGGAACUGCGUUCGGAGGUGUUGUUCGUGAUCCGGAUGUUGUUACUGAAGAUGAGUCCGCGGUACCUGACCCCCUGUUGGCCCAUGAUUCUCGCGGAACUGAUCGGUGUGUUCUCGUCGUUGAGCACAAAUUGUCUCGCGGUCGUGCCCCCGCAAAUUGUUGCAAAUAGCAGAAGCGGCCGAGAGGGAGAUGGAAUUGCAAACCAAGAAAACCAGCCGAAAACUUCUUACCCGAAAUACUACCUGGACAUCGACCAGAAACAGGUUUUGGCGGCGUUAAAAUUGGUGGACAUGGUAUCAAAUGUAAAAAUGUCUGGGUCUGGAAGAAUGCGCGAUUUGUCAUGCUGCUUUUCCAUGACCCACGAGGUCUGGAAUGCCGGAGCUAGCAUGACAGAUUCUGCGAGACCUUUCUAAUGCCUAUCCUGCAUGAGAAACUACCUCCCGACUUGGUCAAAACUGGACGACUUUUGGUAAUCAUGCAACACAGAUUUUUGCAUGCUGCAUAUUUCGCAUGACAAGUUACAAUCUUCCAGACCCAGACAUUUUUACAUUUGAUACAUGGCGGGACUGCUGGAUUUAGAGGAGUACACACUGCAUAGCUGGAUGUUCCAACCAAUAGGCUGUAAAACUUCGUCAAAUCUUCGAGCAGACGGCGGUGGAGGGUCCUCUUCGGGUUUGAAUAGCAGCACGGCAGCCGAGAUAAACUACAGCCACAAGGAUCUCGCUGCUGACCUUCACGGAAAUAACAAAUUGAAAAAGUUCCGGCCCUUUUCCGUCACUUUAAAACGCCUCUUGGACAAGGCCGCAAAUCCGGAUUUUGGGGAACAAGAACUCUCCAGCACCGCCAGCACAGUUUCUAAAUCCACCUCCAUCUACGCGCAGUCAGCGGCGAGCUCGAAAGUUUCUUCGGGAGUGGCAGGACGAGGAGAACUACAAGAUAAUUCAUCUUCUACUUCGAGCGAAAAUAGUAAUCAGUUUUCGCAGGGACAGGGAGUGAUAAAUGCCAAGGGGCAGAAUGUGUGCAUCGAUAAAGACACGAGGUUGUCGGAUGCGUGCCGGGUCUUGAACGACGCCAGUAUCCACACCAUUCUCGCCCGCCAGCGAAUCACGCACGAAACGCGAAUGCGGCUCGCGGCCCGAGAUUUUCUGCCGGCGAACGCUCCGGAAACGCCCGAUUUUGAAGCGCGAGAGUAUUUGAGCAAGAUGGAAAUGUUCUAUGUGGCGCUGGGGUCGACAACGAUGUCUGCGGGGUUUGGUUAGAAGAGAGAGUGGUGGCCGGGGAGGUGUGUUACAGGAUAUUGUAGAUUUUUUGGUUGGUUGUAUAGGUAAUCUGCCCGCUUUUGGAUUCUUACAUAUAAUGACGAACGUUGCAGUUGUUGUCCGCAACAAAGCCAUCUAUGCCGAAUUCUUGAUGCCGAGUUUUUGGAAGAAUCAUGUCAAUAAGAUUCAUUUUCAUCAUAAAAAUGUAUACGAACAAGAAAAAUUACAGCUAAACUGCCGGGCGCAGAUGUUGGUGAUGCGAAAAAAUGUUUGAAAGCUAUCUUCCAGAGAACAAAGACAUGCUGAAACCGUUCGAAGAAUGGGUUGUUGUGAGGUUGAAACUAUUCUUAGCAAAGAGACAUGAGCUUCAUGUCCAAUUCCUCUUUGCAGAUUAAGUACUGAGUAGACCAUCAAAU
Molecule: messenger RNA, 5229 nt
Organism: Amoebophrya sp. A120
Lineage: Eukaryota; Dinophyceae; Syndiniales; Amoebophryaceae
Source: the annotation of a GenBank genome assembly